Pocillopora meandrina is the source of this 38622-nucleotide messenger RNA. The record is from the annotation of a GenBank genome assembly. Lineage: Eukaryota; Metazoa; Cnidaria; Anthozoa; Scleractinia; Pocilloporidae.
GACAUCAAUCCGACAAGUUCCUCUGAAGCUGUGUUAUUACCAUCAACAUCGUUGUCGUCAACAUUAUUACCGUCACCGUUACGUUCAUCGUCACUACCUGAAUUGACGCCCUCGUGGACGUUUGUCUUUCACUCUUUUCAUUCUGCAUUUACAUCAGGUAUGAUUCGCGCGAUAGGCUUUGAUACAUAGCAACAGCUUUCCCUUUGUUCUGAUAACAUACUUAUUUAUAAAGCGCUAGUUUCAUGGUGGAUAGUAUAGUAGUAAAUACAUUCGAAAAAUUAUGUUAUCUGUUCAAAAAAUACACACUAGACAUCGUUUAUUGUAGUUGAAAUUCUAAGUCAUCUCUUUUUGGGUGACCGAAAUUAUCACUGCUGAAGAAGAACGAUUUGAAGACAUUGCAAGUAAAAUUUUUUAAAUGAUUGUUAUGUGAAGGAUAACUUAUUAAUAAGUGAAAGAAGGCUUGUCUUUAAGGAAAGUUCUACGUCUCCGUUGGCCAAAGAAACUGAAGCCCAAGUAUUCUUUUUAUUUCAAUCUUCUAAUUAAACAUUUUUCCAAGGGACACUAUUUGAAAUCCUAAAACUACUUAUUGAUUCUCGACUCUCGCGCAAAUCAGGUCCGGUUGGAACAAUAUGCUUCAGUCUGUACCACUGUAUUGCUAAUUAAUGAUUCUUGACGCUGAGCGAUACUAUGCUCCCAAAUAGCAUUUUAAAAACUCAAUUCAUGGGAGAAUAGGACUUAAAAAGGCUUAUUGUUCAAGGUUCCUGUUCUUAUCUAGGUCCCGUAAAUCUAACAAAUUAUUUGGAGACUUUGAGAACGACGCCACCAAAAGUAACAAGUCACACGCCAUAUUCGUCAGUCAUUUGGCCCACAUCAUCAUUUGUUGCUGUUACAUCGUCAGGUAAUUUUCUUUUUGUUUCUUAAAAAUAACUGAAUAGACCAGUUAACCUAUAAAUAGUCAUAUUUUUAUCUUUUUUGUGUUUUAUCAAGGCAAUGAUUUGUCAAGUGAUGUUUUUGCUUUAACAAUAGGUCAGAGCCUAAAUGGGGUAUUUUCUAAUAACAAAAAGUCUUUAAUAGGCGAAUUUUUGUUCUCCUUCCUAUUCCUGUGGCUGCCCACACCUUUCAUAGCCUCUGGAAUGCACAUCGUGCCUUCUGCAGUCUGUCCCUAAUAUCUUUACUGCCUCCACCUUCCCUGUCUACAGCAGGGACGUUAAGAUACCAGGACGGGAAGCUAGGACGGCGAUGGCACUGGAAGAGUAAGACUGGGACGAGUCCCGUCGUGCCCGCCAAAAACAAAAUACUUAAGCGGGUGGCAUUUUCGUAUAGGACGGCGACGCCGAUAUUUUUCGCUUUAUAAUAGCAAUGACAUCCGUUAAAGACGCUAGGAAUCUUCUCUUGGAAAGCUAUAACGAUGGUAGGAUAGAUAAUGAUGAAUUUAUUUUGUUGUAUGAAGGAAACUUCUCGAAAAUCUUAAUUCUUCUAGUGCCAUUUCAACCUCUGUCAUAUCAGUUUCGAUUCCACUUUCUUUUUCUUCUCUUUUCAGUUUGUUUCUAAGUUCCUUUGAAAGGGGGUUGUAACGAUCUCGGAGCGCCCGCUUGUCAACUUUAACGUACACUUGCUGAAUUUUGUUCAAGUUUUCGGCGACCUCUUCCCACUCAGUUCCUCUUUCCACUGUACCCUUUUUCGUCCUAAUAAAGGGAUCUACAACCAACAUUUCUCUGCAUAACAUCUCGUCGUGUACAGUAUUCCAAACCAUUGGCUUCCUGAAGAUUAUAAUCAAAUAAAUUCUUGAAUAAAACGGAAAAUAUGAAUCCGAACUGAAAUGUUUAAUUACAGUACAACUCAGCAAGAGGUAAACAACAAUUAUCGAGUUAUCUAAAUUUUAUUUAACAUCAAUUUAUUCUUCUGUUUUCUUUUCUCUAAUCGAUUUAACACUUGAUUACUAUAAGAAUUCUUCAACCUAUAAUAUUUACACUGAUUUACUUUUCUUCGCAGUCGUUAACGUUUGCGCGGGGGCAUCCACAGUGGCGAAUACACAAUAAAUACAUUUAUAAAUAAUUUUUCCUAUUUGAAGUCGUUUACAAUAAAAACACGAAAAAUAUGAUGUUUAUAAACAACACCAUCAGUAUAUCUGAAAAUGGAAUCAACUACAACGUUUUUCGAGUCAAACACGAUACAAAAUACUCACGUUCUUGCCACGACGGCGAAACUCACUAAAUGGCGUCCUCGAUGAGACCACGACGGCAAACAUAUUAGACAGGAGCUCUCGUGUGCAUGCUUGCUAAUGCGAAUUUACUUCCGGUAGCCGUCCUGGUUCCUGCCGUCCUGGUUCCUCCCAUCCUGCUAUCUUAAGGUCCCUUCUUGUUUCUACCAUUCUCAGCUGCCUUUUCUGCUGCUGCCCUCUCCUCCAAACAAUUCCUCUCAUCCCCCCAGGCACUCCGUUUCACUUCCUUAUCUACGCACUAUACUCCUCUCUCCAUCGCUGUUUUAAUCUUUCCGAUCAUGCGCCCUCUAUUUCCAGUUUUGCCUCUUUCCUCUCCUGAAUUUUUCCCACGUUUUGUCUCCUGUCCAUGGCUUGUUCAGCUUUUUGGACCUUCAAAUAACUUUUUCUGCGGCAUCUCUGCACGCACUCACCAAGAUCUUGUGAUGCUCUUCCUGUGAAUCUUCUAUAUCUGUUAGCGCUUCAAACCUGUUCUUCACUUCAAUGUUAUUUCUGCUCCUGAUCUCUUCACUCCGCAGCUUACAUACAUCAAACCUCACCUUGCUUUCUUUUUCCUAUGCGCCACUACCAACUUAAGAAUUUUUCUGGUGGUAACUAUAUACCUCUGCUCCUCUCAUCACUCUCAUGUCCAGAACGAUGCUCUCAUGCGUCCAUUCAUCAGAACAUAGUCGAUCUGAUUAGCAGUAUUCCCAUCUGGUGAAUUCCAGGGUAGCUUAAGGAUCUCUAUAUGUGGGAAAACUGUUCCAGUCAUGGCUAAUCUAUUCGUACCGCAGACGCCACAUAACCUUUCCCCAUUGUCAUUCAUGACUCCAACACCAAAUUUCCCGGGUACCACUUCUCUGUUAAUGUUGUUACUCCCAACUUUAGCGUACGGAUCUCCCAUCACCACAAUUAUAUCAUGACUACCACAUCUUGCAGAGUCGUGUAGAAACUUCGUUCGACAGCUGGGGGUUGGAAAGAGACGUUCAUGUCUUGAUAUUUUAGACAAGUGCGACUUUUUCACAAGGUCUUCUCUUUAAUUUUUGUGAGGACAAACGAUGAUAACCCUUGGGGCGAAGUCAAGACCUGUUUUUAGUGUUUCAAUGUUUAAAGAUUGAUUUUGAAUUUAACUAACUUUUUUGCUAUUUCAAUUUUAAAGUAUGUGGAGGUGCGAUGAAUAAAACAACUGGUAUAAUUGAUGAAGCAGGCAGCGCAUCCUACUAUAAGUCGUGCAACUGGCUGAUUUAUUCACCAGUAAGGGAAUCCACCAUACUAUUGGUUUUUGAACAUAACGAAGUCAAUUGUUGGUAAGAAAUAAAUCAUUGUUUUUUUUUUUUAAUCAUUCUCACUUUUUCGUUCAUCAAGCUUGUCAUUCUACAGCUAAUUGCCACUCGACCUUUGCUCAAGCGCAGAAACAAGUUUUAUGGGGACUCCAAAAUGUAAAUGAUUCACCCACUCUCUUACUCACCCACUCACUCACUCAGGCGUAGACAAACAGAGUGGCACUUUGGUAAUUACUCUUACUGAACUCGCCCGCGCCUAACUUCAUGUUGUUAUCUUAUGUAGACAUUAAUAGCUCCUUAAUACUGGACGAAAAUGAAUCUUGUGCUUUACUGACGAAAGAAGUAUUUUUCAAUUCACUGCCACAUAUCUUUAACUUAACUUCAGUAAGUGAAGAAAACUUGCGGUCACAUAAAAUACGUCCUAAAGUAUACAGCUAUCGAGGCAGAAAAAUUUAGAGGUUUGUUAUCAGAUGCAAGCGUGAGAAAACACUGUAAAUAAAGAUCAUCGCGUUACUAUGUAAUUAUUUAUGGAGCACUGUGAGUUAAAACGUGAUACAGGAAUAGAGAAUGUUAUAUCAUGGCCUAUGCAGGCGAUGAAAGAUUUGGAUUGUAGCGUCUAAAUUUGAUCAAUUUUUCAAAGAGAAAUUUAAUAAACGCAGCAAGAUAUUGUCUUCUACUGUUUUUGUUGACCACCUGAGGUAUGCGUUGAUUAUUUUGCGGGGCUGGAUAGUCAUUAUCAUUCUGGAUUUCUCCUUGACUCCCUGGAAGCUUUCGAGCAAAUUAAAGUCACGAAUGGGGACCAUCAUGACUGGCCCCCAUCUCUUCCAUGAUGGACUUUGUCACUACCAUCAAUCCACGUGGCACUAUAUUUUCAAGUAAAGUGUUUGUUACCAAUACGUUUAUUUGAAAAUUUUCUCAUCUUUACCUAGGAACUCAUGGACCUCAAUACGAACUUGGAGGCAGAGCAAGGAUUUUUGCCAAAAAUGGCAUCCAUUUGCAAUUUUGGUGUUAGACAGAAACGUCACAGUCACUCUCUUCUCGUACAGCUCCUACUUCAGAUUGAAAGCCUAUUAUUUUGUGCUGAACAACGCAACUUCAGAAAGUGAGUGAAGAUAUUAAGGUUAUUCAUCAGUGCAUUAUCGUUACUUUGAAGAGAACUAUCAAUUAUCAUAGUUACGGGAUUAGUUUUGCGAGUUUGGAGAGUAUGUUAAACAUUUCCCUAACCAAACUUAAUGAAGAAGUUCUCCAUGAGCCACUGUGUUAGCUAUAUCCUUGUUGAAGAUAUAUAGACGCGGUGUAUGUAGAUCUGUUGUUAACUUCAGUAUGAAACACUUAUUUCACACAUACUGAAAUACUCUUUGAACGAUUUAGAACUCUUGAUACGAUAAAAAAAGCCUGGAAAGUUCUCUCGGAGCUUUAAAUCACACUCAAAUCCCCAGAAUAGAAAUUGAACAGUUUUUAAAGUGCUUAAUUCAUAAAAUAGCAACUUUCCAUCGACUCGCUUAUGAAAUCCAAGAACGAGAUCAACGCACUGACUAUCAUACGUACCAAUCAUACCGUAUGUUCGACGUCACAUCUCAGCAAAUUUUGCAUGCUGCAUGGAUGUUGAUUGAUCCCUGUAUUAUGUGCCUUGCGUACCUGAUCAUUGCAACAUUCAUUAAAUUCAGCCUCCAUGUUUACAACAUGAAGUUCCAUUAUGGUCACCAUCCUUCUGAAUUUCUUUGACUGAAUUUUUUCUUUUUCCAAGGUCCUCACCAACAUAAAUGGAAUGUUUCAGUCUGUCCCGUCAGCUCAACAGCGGUCAAUGUGACUUGGUCUCGGCUGAAUACUUACAACUCAAAUACCACUUACAUUUAUGGUUAUGUAGUUAACGUGCACAUGCUACAGAAUGGUACAGGUAGCAUAAUUAUGCUAAAUAUGACAAAUGCUCCAUCCUCAAACACAAGUUCUUCCUCCUUGACUGCAGUGGUGAGUGGCCUUAGACCCUAUACAAAGUACAGAGUAAAAGUUGUGGCUCUCGUCAGAGAUCGGAUGAGUGGUGUAAUUUCGUCGAAAAGUAGUCCAACUAAUGAGAUUCAAACCUUGGAGAGCGGUAAGAAAACUAAAAGUAAUACUUAUUGAUGAUAAUGAUAGGAUGAUGAGAUGUGGUUGAAUAAAUUACUCAUUACAAUCUCGUCUCAAUGCCACGAGGUGCUAACAUCACAGCUAGUCAAGUAAUAUUUUGUAGUCUCUCGCUUCCAUUGUUUCCAAUUACUUAUUUGGAUUCUGUUUCGUAAUCAGAGCGGCGUGUAGUAGUCCCCAUAUUUGUUAAUCCCUUAACAAGUAGGAUUAACCCACAGUCUUUGCUUCGUGAUCCUCUACCCGACAAACCGAUCUCAGGAGACGCUCCACUUCGAAACUUUGAUCUAAACGCUCGCCUUCUUUCCCGAGAGCCGGGACAGAAAGCCAACUGUCUUGGUACUACAACAAACACUCGAAAUUCUUUUGUAUUUUCUUUUUUGUCUUACUCUCUUUUGCCGCUUUCUGCGACUUCAUCGCCGCCAAUGUCCAAAGGUUACGAACUUUGCAAUUGCAAGUCCGCUCCCAACACUUUUCUUGUGCGGGAUCAAAGCUGGCAAUCCCAAGUGGGCCAGAUGCGCUGAACCCAUUGGCAGCUCAGAUGAGCAAUCACAACAAAAGAUUCAAUUCAUAUUGCCCCCGUGCGCUAUCACCUAUGUAAUAAAGAAGGGCAAUAAGAAUCUCUUCUAAAAAUAGCAAUUUUUCUUCAGUAUUGCUUCCAACAGGAAGGGCGUCUAACAUUAUAAACCAGCCUUCUCUCUCUUUUUCAAGUUCCCGAUCGUGUUCCAUGGCUGUACGUGAGAAAUCGAGGUGUCGACAGACUGGAGAUUGUAUGGGGUCCAAUAUUCAGUGAAGAAGCUCGUGGUGUUCUUCUUGGCUACACUGUGCACUACAGAAUAUCUAAUUCGUACGACAGCUUUACGAGAUUAAGUAUGAACGCAAGUACUCAAGAACUAAAUAUAACCGGUCUGAUGGAAGCUACAGAAUAUGAAAUCAAAGUUGCAGGUCGUACAUCUGUUGGGGAAGGUGCAGAGCGCUCUACGUAUGCUGAAACAGGCAUGUAGUGAACAAAACCUCAAUUCUAAAUGUAUUAUUCGUAAUAACGUUCUACACACGAAAAAGGAAAGUAAAAAGCUAGAAGUAUGAAUUCUAAGCAAAUGCUAUACUUCCGAGAGCUAAAAGUAUUAUCAAAAAUUAAUGAAACCGAGGCAUGCAUAAAAAAGAGCCACAAGAUAAAAUGUAAAAGUAUUUUAAAGGGACAUUUUCAGGGAGAUUUUGGAGGUUUAUUUUUCAUUUUUUCGCUCGAUCUAUUCUGAAAAGCUCUGAAACGAUCACAUCAUUUCAAACAUCAGCAUUUCCUUUUCUACACGCACCCCGCAGAAGCGGAUGCAGUCACCGUGGCAAUUAAAAUCAAAUAGGCAUCUCCAAAUUAGGUUAAACAUAAUUCAAGUGUCGGGAUGAAGCAGCUUUUAUUGUGUUCACGUACAUCUUAGUGUUCUUUUUUUUUAACUGUUUCAAAAUUAAAUUGCUCAAGAUUUAUUCAAAGUUGACCGCAGAACGGUGGAAACUUUUAUUAUUACAUUUUAUUGCAAUUAACUUCUUAAAAUAAAAAAAAUUGUCUAACACUGUCAAGUUUACAUUAUAGGUUGCGGACAGAAAUUUGAUGAACCUUCAGGUCAAUUCAGUGUCAGGACUGCAUAUUCAUACCAUUUAAGAUAUUGUAGUUGGUUGAUACAAUCACCUGUUGUGAACUCCAGCAUACUUCUAGUUAUUGAAGAACUUUAUGGUUGCGGGUAAGAAUUUAAAGUCGUUAAUCUUUGAAGUUACUGAUAUCAUUCCUUAUUCCGUAAAAUGGCAGACGCGUUCAUCUGUUAACUUUUACGUAUUCAUGUGUGUGGUUGAUGCAUGUAUUUGCGUCACAGGUUUGUAGAUCUUUCUCGAAUAGCUCCUUUGCAUGGUAACACCUUUUACUGAAAACGCAUUCCGAGCCUCGUUUCUAGAUAAAAAUUUAAAAAGUAGUCGAUUCUUUCGUACUGUUUUUAUCAGAGCACUUUUUUCGGCUAGUUUCUAGUUGCGUGGUUUUGUUAUUUAACAAAAAAUAUAAUAUAAUAUAAUAAAAAUAUAAUACCCCCAUAAAGAGGGUUCGACUGUAUUCUGUUCUGUUGUAAGGCGCGGAGGAAGUGGCCAGAGCACGAAUGAAGAGUAGGGAGAAACACGAGAGGAACUCAAGGGUUUUUCCUAUUUCUUGUGUUCAGUAGGUCGAAUUCGACACUACUGAAAGUGAAAUGGUUAGAUAACAAACUGCUUAAGGCGCUGUGUUUCAAGUUGAGAAUAAACAACAGUCCAAUUCUUACGAUUGCGAGGCCUGAUCGAGGUGACAGCGUCAGGAAAACUCUACUGCCGUAACAAGCUCUUAAUUUUUUACUGAGAAGUUAGAUGGUAAAUUAUUUGCCGUGAAUAAGAAUGUUGUUUCGAAGCGAGUCUUUGCCUCUUCAUCUAUGUUGUGAGUAUGGCGUACUCGAAGACAACCUCGUUUAUUUGCUCGAAUUCACGAUGGAGUAUAUCAAGUGUUUUUGAGCAGGGAAUUCGAACGUAGCAAAAAAACCUUUACACAUCUUGCGAGAGUCGCUUAGAAUGAUAUGCUUUGGCAAUGAAAGAUCUUGCCAAAAAAUUGACUCUGUUCUCGUUUAGUUAUUUUGGACACUAGCCCAAUCGUGUCCGUGCAAGUUGCCGAGUUUCAGUGGCGUCCACGAGUUUUGCCCUUGCAUCGGCCCGCGUUUCUUCAUUUCCAGAUAGACUGGCUAUGUCUUCAGCCGGAUCUAGCGCCGCCGCCCUCUCUCAUAAAAGGACUGUCUAAAUAUACAUCUUUUUCAACAGUCGUUCCACUUCCCGAGCAGGCCCCUAGAACAAGUGUUCUAGGCUAAUACUACACUUUAAACUCAAGAGCUAUUACGUUUCCUAGUGAACUCUGCCAAGUCUAAGCUCCUGACUAUUGUGCCCAAAUGGGAAAGAGUAAAUCUUUACUUAAAUCUAAAUCCCAAAAAAUCCUCCGAUUGAGUGGGCAUUUGGAUCUCACUGGGACGCAAAUUUUGGGUGAAAAAAAAUGAGUAUUCCUGAGUAAACGUAUAUGAUACUUAACGCCAUCACUAUUUACCUCUUUCUAUUGCUGUUAUGAUAGGUUUCUUAGAUAAGAAUUAUUUUCACGACGAUUAGCAACUGACUUGCUUCACACACAUAAACGAUUUUCUUAAGCAAGGAGGGCAGAAAAAGCCGUUAAAGCUCGAACACUGUGAUGUGACGAUCGCGAGCUACUCAGGGCAGCACUCUAAAUUUAGAUAGAUCCGUAACAGUGACAUACCUUUGGAUGGUCAACAACAUAAAAAACGCGGUUACAAGAAAUUUAGUAAGCUGGUAAACCUGUUUUGUGAUUCAACGCAAGACUAAUCAAAAUUUACAAUUUUUCUCUGGUACUAAGGACUUAUACUCAAAUAAGAAGCCGUCAGAAAAGAGAGUGGCUGAGCUGCGGACAGAAGGUGCCAUUUGCAGUUUUGGUGUUGGACAAUUACUUGGAAAUGAAUCUUUACCAGUACAGAUCUAUUACUCGGCUUAAAGUCCAUUAUUUUCUCUUGAACAACUCAGACUCAAGUGGUAAGUUACUCGGUACAUGUCCUACACAAAUUACUUCAAUCAGUUUGAACAAAUUAAUAUCUUUCAUUUAAGUCCCCUUCCUUUAAGCCCCAUUCUGUCAUUUGGCGAUAAUCUUGAUAUUUUACAGAUUCAAUGUUUCACUGAGAAUCCACCUUACUGAGCUUAAAUGUAAAUGAUCAACUCCUAAUUAGAAGUUUGAUAAGUCGAAAUGGGUCCAAAAAAAAAACAUGAAGAUUUUUCCAAAUUAAUAACAUACCGUGUAUGUGCACUUUUUGAAAGACAGUUUUGAGUACCGGGUCAGCUGAAACCAAGGAAUGAUGUUCCACAACUUGCAAAGCGAUCAACACGCAUCAUAGUCAGCGGUAUUUCAAGCAGCUGAACACUUUCGUUGAUGUUUUGAACGUAUUUUCGAGGAUAGGGAAUGUUUUCCUCUUUAGAUGUAGUGUGUGGUGUCAGUAUUCAAAUGAUUUUCUAUCGAGCUUGAAUGAUAAUUUAUGUUAGCAAAUAAAUGAUUUUCCUGGAAGAGGCAGUUGUGUCAUCGGUUUGACAUGAGACACAACAAUAAAUCUUAUUGAUCUAAAAAAAAAUUAUUCUUUUAACCAUCUACUAAAACUUUCAGUAUUCACGUUGACAAAAACAUAAAAGUUUUUGAUAAGGUUUGGAGAUUUGUUAAAAUUGGCCAACUCAUGCAACAACUCAGGUUAUAAUAAUAAUGAUAAUAACAAUAAUGAUAAUGAUAAAAAUGAUAAUAAUAAUGCCAAGGCCUUAAUAAUAAUAAUAAUAAUGCCAAGGCUUCGUAGCAGCACGCAACAAUGGCAACAAUGCCCUUCAUGUAAGUUACCAUUACAACUAAGCAAAGAUGACUAAAAAUAAUCAUAUAAAUAGGAAAGUGGUAUCUAUCAAGAAAUUUGCCAGAGUAGGUCCGUACAUUUAUUUGUCACAAGGGAAAUUUUAAAAUUUUUACAACGUUGUGUUUAACGUGAUAUCUCUCUCAAAGCAAAAUAUCUGGAAGGUUAAGAGCUGAAAGGAUCGAAAAAAAAAACUCAUUAAAAAAAAAGGAACAGAGAAUUUACUCUUACUUGCACAUACUGAGGUGAAUUGAAAAUACCACACUUUGCAUUUAAGUAAUCAGGAGGAAAAUUUCAUGUUCACGGCUUUUGUAAGGAAAAAACACUUUAAAAAAAGAAACUUGUCGAAGAGAUUUCGUGAGGAAUGAUCAGGACUCGGGUACACAACUUAUGACUAUUUUCUUGCAACCUACUCCCUUUGACGUUUUGCUGUAAGUGAAUUAUUAUCAUAAACAGCUGCUGUUAUCUUUGAAAAUAUGCUUCUUUUACAUUUCAAUGUACAAGCUCUCGAUGAACCUGGUUGGAAUUUCACAGUCACUCAAGUCAGCUCUAAGGCGAUUAAUGCCAGUUGGCUUCCGCUAAAUACCAACAAUUCAGAUUCCAGCUACAUAUAUGGGUAUCUAGUUAUUUUGCAAAAGUUGCUGAAUGGCACUGGCGACAUACUUCUACUGGAUUUGGCACAUAAUGCGUGUACGGUGGUGAGUGGACUAAAACCCUACACGAAGUACCAAGUGAGAGCUGUUGCUCUCCUCAGGGAUCGUGGGAGUAGCAAGAUAUCUUUGAAAACCAGUGAAAGCACUGAAAUUCAAACCGCAGAGGGGGGUGAGUGACUUUUACUCCAUCAAUAAUCAUUAUUCGGAAUUCUAUUCCGUUAGGUGUUAGUUCUUGAGUCGUCAAUAAUUUCUCCUAUGUCCCCUUGUUAGAGAUACUAAGAGAGGAUUUUCCCGGGUGCUUGUAAGUGUAUUUAAAAAGUAUUUAUUAUUAUUAUUAUUAUUAUUAUUAUUAUUAUUGAUGACUGCAUACUUAAAUGAAUAAACACUGGGUCUGUUAUCAACAAUGAAAGUGAAAGCAUACUGGAAUUGAAACUGCCAUAAAUAAUUCUAAAAAGCUGACGUUCCGAGUAGUAGCCUGUUGUCGCAGCAUUGUUGGGGUUGUGUGUGCUUGUGUUUUGAGAAUGGUGUUACACUACCGGACUAAAUAUGAUGACAGUAAUUUUUGAUAGCUUAACGAGCUGAACGUAAUGCAUUUGUUGAUUACACUGAAAGUUUAAAUUGAGUGACCACUCGAAAAAUAAUUUUACAACUUUAGAUUGCCUCAGUGGAGAGAGGCAAUCUAAAUUUGUAAAAUUUUCGAGUUGUGACACAUGUUUUACGUGUUUGUCUGUUGACUGGCCCACUAAAGCAAAAAUUAAAGAGACAAAAUAUAAGAAAAACAUAUUUGCUACAUUGUUUAGUCUGAUCGUUCCGAUCGUCCGGGUGAGUGUAGUCAGAAAAGGUCUUAUGAGGAUGGCGGUGAUUGACGUCCACAUAACCCCUAGCUAGCUGCUUUAUAGGGGCCGCUGAGUUACCGCUGAGUUACCAAGACUCCAUCAUUUUGAAAAUAACUAAUUGCGAGCCAACAUUAUAUUUCAGUAAUGCAGUAUCCAAGUAUUCAAAAAACUUUCUAAGCUUGUACAAAAAGGUGUUUUCCACUUGGCGAAUCGGUUGUCUUUGUACUUCCAUGCAAAAACAUGUCAAAUCUAGACAUGUAUGCUUAGAUACGAAAAUACAUUACUUGCAGUUAAGAUCUCGUCGAUAAAUUCCAUCAGAGGUGGAGGUGUGGGAGCUUACAUAAAGGAAACUUUGCCCUAUAAACGUAGAAUUGACAUCGAGGCUAAAGAACUCGACCUUGAACAUCUGUGGCUUGAAUUUCCCGGUAGAAAUAAACAUAGCAAGCUUCUUUUAGGAACAAUGUAUCGCUCGGAAAGAAUGCUAACCUCAGCGGAAUGGCUAGAGCGUUUUGAGAACCUCCUCUAUUACCUAACAGCAACCUGGGAUGGUCUUAUAGUUGUGACAGGAGACAUCAACAUAUAAGAUUUACUCAGACCAAAUAAACCUAUAACUAGCCAAUAUUAAGACAUAUUAUCUUCACUAAACUUACAUAAACAUGUACAUAAACCAACCAGGACAACAGACAAGACGAGCACACUUAUCGAUCAUAAUCUCCAACCUUCCAGAACGUAUUCCGCACACAGAUGUUCUUCCAUGUCCUUUAGUCAGCGAUUAUGACGCCGUCUACGCAACUAUUAACAUCAAAGUUACAAGGCACAAAUUCAUCAGAAAUUUGAACAACUUUGAUGAAUCUUCCUUUUUUGAAGACUUUAAAACACUACCAUUUGCAGCCUCGUUUGGAGUCUCCGAUCCGGAUGAAAAGCUCGAACUAUUAAGUUCAUUGAUCAAGGAAUGUAUCGAUAGGCAUGCACCAUUAAAAUUAACGAAGGUCACUCGACCACCUCAAGGAACAAAGAGACCGCCUACGAUCUGCAGCAAGAACGAGUAACAACAACAAAGAAACUUGGGAAAAGUUCCUUGCGGCCCGUAAUCACCUUAAAGAAUUAAUUAAUUCAACCAAGAGAAACUUCAUGGAAAGAAUGUUGUCAUCUAAGAAACCAAAAGAAGUUUGGAAAGUAAUUCACCCUAUCCUACAUCCGAGCCCGCAGCGAAUAACUAUGCAACCGGACAAGCUAAACAAUUUCUUUGCAUCCACGGCCGAACGCACCAUUGGCAUCAACGCCCACCAUGUUGAUGAUUACGCCUCAAUUAUAAACUUGAUUUAAUCACUCCCUGCAAACUUAGAUAACAGUUUUCGAAUCAGGAUCGUUACUCUUAAAGAGGUCAUUCAUGAGUUACGUAACAUUCGAUCAGACUGUUCAACUGGUCCUGAUAACAUCCCUGCAAACAUGAUCAAAAUGGUUGCAGAUUAUCUAGGGACUCCGCUUACUGAUGUCAUCAAUACCUGCAUCAAGAACUUAUACUUUCCAUCUGCUUGGAAGCUCGCGCGCAUCUGCGUGAUUCCUAAAGGGAGCCAAAUUAAAUCCGAGAAAGACUUACGACCUAUAUCAAUAUUACCAGUGCUUUCAAAGGUUUUUGAACGGCGGAUUUUCCGUCAGCUGUCUGUUUUUAUUGAUAAGAACAAUGUUCUCAACAAUAACAUUUCUGCCUAUCGAAAGGCACAAUCGACAACUACUGUACUUCAAGCUAUACGAGACGACAUAGUAAAAGCCAUGAAACGUUCGGAGGUAACUAUGAUGAUCUUAGCCGACUUUUCCAAAGCCUUCGAUACGACCUGUUUCAGAAAUCUUAUCACUAAGAUGAGUAAACUAGGUUUCCCUAGAGACUUCCUGAUGUGGACACUCAAUUAUAUUACGCAUCGUACACAAUUUGUACAGAUCGAUGACACGUGCUCAGAGGUUAAAAACGUGAAUUUUGGGGUUCCGCAAGGCCCCAUCUUGGGUCCGGUGCUAUUCAAUAUUUAUGUUGCUGAUCUUUAGGAGAACGAAAAUGUCAAAUACUUCCAGUAUGCGAACGACUCAACAAUCUACGAUCAUGCUAAAAUAUCUGACCUAAAUACCUGUAGAAACACUAUCUCCCAAUCAAUUAAUAAAUUAAGUGCCUGUUCUAAGCAGAGUACCCUCGCCUUUAACAACGACAAAACCAAGGUUAUAAUCCUAUCCACCCCGCAAAUGUCCAGAGUACAUCACCUUGACGAGUAUGAUCCUAACAUCGUAGUCAGUGGUUAUAAACUAGAACGUAUUAAAUCUUGCAAACUGCUUGGAGUUCACAUCAAUGAGCAUCUUAAGUGGGACGAUCACAUCAAGCACAUGGUAUCUGGAUGCUACACCAUUCUAUCGAUACUAAGAAAAUUGAAAUACCUUGGCAAAUAUGAGCUCAGCAAGCAACUGGUAGAAACAUUGAUUUUGUCAAAACUAGAUUAAGCUGAUCUAGUUUUUUACCCUUUACCACAAUUCUUACUUCGCCGAUUGCGACGAGUUUAAUUUGCUGCCGCAAGUUUUGUACUCGGUCACUAUGUUAAGAACUUUCGGGAUGUACUUAAAAUCGGAUGGCUUCCAAUCAAUGAGAGAAGAUAUUUGAAUCUCCUGAAAUCAUGCUUUAAAGCUUUGCAUAACACUGAGACUUGGCCAGAUUAUCCUAAAGUAAUAAAACAGGAAUGCCGCAAGGAACUGCGCUCAAGCAAUUCCACUAGAUUAGCGGUCCCGACCGAAAACAGCACUUUCCAAGAUAACGCGUCGAAGCUAUUUAAUAAUUUACCAGAAUCUAUUAGAAACUGUAAAGAUUAUAGAACCUUUUUAAGACUUUCAAGGAUUUUUUUAUGUAAUAGAGUACAGAGUGAUUAGUUAGUUUUACUGUAAUUUCUAUUCUGUUAAUCCUACUUCUAGUUUUAAUUGCAUAUUGCGUAAUUUGUGAAAUAACUUAAUUUGAUUUUUUUUUCAAUUUUUUUUUAUUUUAAUUGUAAUUGAUGUAUUUUAACAGGGAAGAGCCACCUGGUGGAUCUGUUAAUAGACCAUUAUUAUUAUUAUUAUUAUUAUUAUCAUUAUUAUUAUUAAAAAGCAAACAAACAAGCGAGUGAUCAAAUACAUCACAAACACAAGCCAUUCAGUGGAAAUAAUUCCCAGUUUCUUCUGUCAUGAGGUUUUUUUUAAAGCUGUCGACAAACAGCGCACGAUGCUGCAUAUGAUCCUUGGAAGAACGUCCAAUGAUUUUCCAAAUAUUCUUAGUUCUCAUAUGGGAAACAUUGUUGCGACAUAAAUGCAUUAAAUCAAUUUUAAUUGGAUAGUGAAAUAAGCGAUAUUCUUUUGUUCCUCAUUAAUUGUUAUAAAUUCUCUGAAUUGUUGGGCUACCGCCUGUCUAAGAAACGACUUAAAUUUUUGCAGUACCCCUCCGAGCACCUUCGUACAAGAACGUCUACGCUUUGGAUCAUCAGAGUAUUUUUGUGAGUUGGUAUGCCCUGUCACAAGAAGAUACUGGUGGCAUUCUACGAGGAUACAGAGUGCAUUACUAUAACUACAGGGACUACUCUUAUAAAAAUGUUACUGUGGGGCCAGAGCAGCUGCAGGUUUUGCUAACAGAUUUAAAGCCCGACACAGAGUAUGAAAUUUACGUCGGAGCGUUUACAUCUAUGGGAGAAGGUCCAAAGGAUUGGACUUGGGUCAAAACACGUAUGCUUUUUAGUGUCAUUAUUUUUAUUGGGUGUUUUAAAAUAUAAACUUGAUCUCUGAUUAGGAUAAAUGAUUUCUUGUCGCUUGCAUCACUUUCCAAACAAUCACACCACAUAUGAAUCUCGUCGACACGCUUUUAGUCACACAUUCAUUUAAUGUAAUUAUUUUUAUUAUGAUUAAUGAAGAAAAAACUUUCUGUCGCGAUAGUCGAAUGAAUUGAAUAUUUCUCAGUAAAAUCUUUUGGCUGUUUCUCUCACCUUCACUUCGUUAGAGUGAAUCAGUUAUUUUUUAUUUACUGUAUUUUCACUCGUGUUUUACUCAACUAAUUCGUUAUACAACAAACAAAUUAAAUCAAACUGAUAUAGAUAAAGUUUACUGGGAUUUCAUUAUCAAUAUUAAUAAUGUUUUGUUUUAUCUAAUACAUCAAAGAUUGUGGAGCACUCAUUUCUGGUCACUUUGGCGAGAUUACUAGUCCUGGGUUUCCUUAUAACGUCGAUUGGAGUGACUGCACUUGGAACUAUACUGCUCCUGACAACAAUUCAGUAGUCCUGCUGACAUUUGAACAUUUCAAUUUACUGUUAACAUGGAACUGCAGGUAAACCGUUACAUAAUCCAGGGAAACGAAGAUUUUUUCUUCUUGAUAACCUUUACUCUUGUUUGCGUUGAUUUAGUUAAUGACGGGUCACUUUCUCUAAAGUUACUGCGGUCGGAUAGAUCGCAAAAUGUUGGUGUUGUACCGCAAGAAAAAAUCGAGGUGAAGGUAAUGUAUUGGUAGAUUUGAGAAGCUAAAUGUGAGGCGUUUGUUGAUUCCAUGGAGCGUCAAAGUUCCGAUUCGAAAGAUAAGUUAGUGACUUUGGGAUGCACUAGUUGAGAGGACAAUCAUAGACAAUAGCUCCAACAAUACGAUGUAAGGGGAAAUCGCCCUCGUUAAUUUCAACACAGUAAAAUUGCCAUAGAUCGUGAACAAUGCAAAUAUGUAAUAAAAGUAGGAAAUAAGUAGUUUAACUGCAAAUUAUGCAAUAGCUCAGUAAAAGUACUGGGAGCUAGUUAUUCUAUUUUUAGUCAUGGUUUCGUAAGAUCUUAAGUAAAAAAAAAUACUGAAUUAAAAUUCUCGUUGCAUCGUACGUUCUUUGGUAAAAUUCUUGACGACCAGUUUUUUCCUAAAUUUAGAUCACGCGGCAGAAAAUCUUCUUUAAAUUUCCUUAACGCGCUCUCUAGAACUUUCGAUGGGAUAACUGAGACACGUGAAAUGUACGUGCUGUUAUCUUUCGGUAACCUGGACUCUUGUGUAAUCAUUUACGGCUACGUUGUUCUUAUUAUCAAAGGGGAGCGGAACCUGGCGGAAUCAAAAGUUACCUUCAGUGCCGUUUGAUAUUUCAAAUUUUAUUUUAAUAUUUUGGUUUUUAUCUGGUUGAAAAGCUAUCUUUCAUCUCGUAAUGGAAUUAUGAAAAAAAUCAAGGUCAACCUACGUUUUGUGCGACAAGUAACCCACUUCAGUAGGAAGAGAUAUUUCUCAAGAUAAAAUAAAUAUAUUCUUAAACGAGGAAGCUCUGAAGUUGACAAAGAAAUAUGACUACAUCAGGGCUUCUAGAUCUCAUGUGCUUACUUGUAUACAGCUGUUUCGAGAAAGGUUGUCGAAAAAAAGGACAAAAGUGCAAGCUACAAUCAAUCUCCAGAGGAAAUCUAUGUAUCGAUCCGGUAAUCAAUUAAUUUGAUAAGUCAAAUAAAUAAAUUCAUCAGACCCGCAAUGCCUCGUCCUUACAGUGACUUUUUCCCUGAUUUCCCUAAAAUCCUUAGGUCAAGGAACCGUGACCUGAAAGCUAGCCACAAUACCUCUCAGAGUUGUCGCAUGCACUCUCGUGCUUUUUUUCUCCGACAACCUCUCUCGAAACAGCUGUAUAUGGGUUGAAAGGAUUAAGGGAUCUUUUUUUAAUAGACUUAUUUACCUGGAGAUCAAUAAAGGCCAGGACAUCGAAAGGAUAUGUGGCAGAAGGACUGGAUUAACAGUUGUUUGGGAUGGUCCUACCUUGCACCUGCGUUACCAUUCGAGUCGCUCGACGUCAUCAGCGACAGGAUUUAAGGCCCAAUAUCACAUACUCAACAAGUCAUUGACCGAAGGUCAGUUUAAAUUUAUAACUACAUGGGAUACGUUCAAGUAACUUUAAAUUGUCAGAGAAACAAGCCACGAUACCUUUUGUCUAAUUUUAUCUUGAGUAAAGAAUCAGCCUGACUUCACCCGAAUUUUUUUCUUUUUUUAUGAUUCAUAUAAAGCCCCUCGCAUACAAGGCUGGAAUAUAACUGCUGAUAGCAUCUCCUCGACAACAGUGUUGGUGACAUGGCCAAAUGACACCUUUUCUCUUUCGAUGAAGGAUUUUUACGGUUUCGUCGCCGCCUGCACAGCUACUGAAAUCAAAGAUACCUUACGUCUAGCUGCAACAAAUUCUUCGUCUAUUAGUACUUUGGUUCAAAGGCUUGUGCCGUACACAGAAUACAGGGUUCAAGUGAUUGCCUUGUCCAAGGGUGAAAGCAAUGGAUCGAUUUCAAUGAGAAGCAGCAGUGUUGUGGUACUCAAGACAAACGAAGAUGGUGAGGAAUGAUUAAUUUUUAACAGUAAAAGAACGUGGGUGGGCAUGAAUCAGCGGACACUCCCACUAACAGUCGAUCUUCUGCUUAAGAAACUACGCUUAGGCAACACUGGCCAACGGUUAGUAAAAUUCUAGGAGACCUAUGUCAUAUUUCUUAAUAAAGGAGAAAAGUGCUCUUUGAGUCAUGAUUAUAUGAUCCUAUGAUCCUACGGUCUUGCCAUUGAGAGGUACAUAAGGAAAUUUACUUAUUACCGUGUUUUGAGUUUCAAAAGUGUUACUUAUCCUUUCGAAAACUGUCUAGAACGCACUUUGAAAACAACUCAGCAGACCGGCUGCACACGCAUUACGGUUAAGGAUUUAACUCGAGAGACAUGAACGAAAACGUGUACUUCACAACCAGUUAGUUCUUAGUUGUUAACCUUGCUGUUUGCAUUACGAUUCCGUCCAGUUUUGACACAAUUGAUACAAUUCAAAUUCAGCUGUGCUGUGAGUUGUUCAGAAGGAUUUCUCUUUUAAAUUUUAAUCUUGAAUCAAGUUUUGAUUCAAAGUAGCGAUCUUAAAAUUUGCAAUUCUUUUCGUUCAAAAGGAUCCUCUGUUAUUUCACCUUUGAAGUUUAAUUGAUUUUCUUAUAAUGUUUGUUUGUUAUAUUUGCAGUUCCUUCAAAGCCGCCAAGUAAUGUCUCGGGGCACGGCACAAAUUCUUCAACCAUUCGAAUUACGUGGUCUCCCAUAAAUAAAGAUAAUAUCCGAGGGGAGCUUCUAGGCUAUCUAGUUCUGUAUAAAGAGGCCUGGACACAAGAGAGCUAUCACAAUAUGUCAGUUGGGCCUCUAGUUUCGUCUGUACUCUUAAAAGGCCUGAAAGUUUUGACACUAUACAGAAUCUACCUUGCCGGGUUUACGAGAGCUGGUGUUGGCGUUCAGAGUCGGCCACAUUUUGCCAAAACUGGUAAAAAAUAUUUUGGAUAUAAAAAUAUUUUGAUACUUUGAUUCGCUUGUUUGCUAGUUGCAUGUAUAUCAAAUUGCUUAAAGAUGCCUUUCCCCCAAUAAAUCGUUCACGUCAUUUUCUUUCCCUUUUUCUGACCCUCUUACUCAUUUCAUUGAGUUAAUCAUUGGCGAAAUGUCAUUAAUCACUUUUUAACUUUAUUUUUCGAUGUCCUCUAGGUUGUCUGUUUUUUGUACCCAGCGAUGUCCCAGACUUUGCGAGUCCUAACUAUCCCGGUAAUUAUCCAAGUAAUGCCAACUGUACUUGGAUAGUAGGUCAAGGAAUGGAAUUAAGAGAAACGAAGAUUAUUCUAUUCUUCGACUAUUUGCACACAGAAGGUUUUGGUACUCCAUGCAGGUAUUUAUUAAUUUGAAAGGUUGCAUUAUAGAAGACAACUUAUUUCAGUUGCAGACGGUUUUUCGAGUGAAGUGUAAACAGAUUCUGGGGAUAGAAUGACUCUGAAUUGCGGUUGCAACAACGAGUUAGCAUUUUUUUCGCAAAUCGCGUGAAAAUGAGACGUCACUGCGAGGUUUGGGGCAAAAUUGGUGGUAAUCAAUUUUCAAAAUCAAUAAUAAAACUUUGCGUUCCUUUGCAUUGUGAGGCAUUCAGCAAGGUUGUGUUAAGCUUAAGGAAAAAGCACGUUAGUCGUGGUUAUCUGCUACAAAGUUGUCACAUUUCCUAUGGAAAUUAAGAAGAAUUCUUGCUGUAAAAUAUGCGAUGUAAAAGCCAUGGAAUGCACUCUUUAACGACAAGUUGCAUGCUCAGUGGCAAAAAACAGGCGUAUUGCAUUUGCAAUUUACUUGUAACACUGGCCCUGUAUAGAACACAUACAAAUUUUCACGAUGAGGAGAUAUUUUUUUGAAAAAAAAAAAAUUCCAGCGUUUGUCAUUCGAUCGGUCACAUCGAUCUACAAAUUAAAAUACAGAUUUGGUUGCUUUGAUUUAGGUUACUAUCAACAAAAUCGUUCUUUAGCUCGUUAAUCAGAGAAAUCAUCUAGGUUUAAUUUUUCAAAGAAAAAACGCAAAAUUUUAAAAAGGAAGUGAUAUAUGGCUGAAAGAGUGUUAUGGGACAGCUGGUACUGAAUAGUGAAUGGUGUAAUAUUCCGGAAGUCUGGAGCGGAGUGUUGACAUUUUUGUAGACUUUCGUCCAGGAUCUGGAAACAAAAGACUACGUAAUCGCUCUCCAGUCUCCAUCUGAAACCUUGCGAAGUCGUGUUCUCGACUUCGAGACUACGUCAGGUUAAAUGUUUUGAGUUAGGUCCCCAUCGUGACUUGCGACAUCUUUUGCUUAUGAUGCCUAAGGUUUGAAAUCUCGAGCUCAAAAGUACUAAAGUGAGUAAUCGGCUAUCCUGUCUACUUUAAUUGCCCCGUUUGGUUGUAACGUUCUCUGUUCUUUCUGGAAAUAUUUGCAGCUCGGAUUACGUUCAAGUGAGGGACAAAUCUCAGAGUAUAGAUUGGAAAUUUUGUGGAAAGCAGCCUCCUUUUGCUGUCACCUUCACUGAAAGUUCUUUCACAGUGCGUCUGUAUUCAGACAAUGGCAUAGAGGAAAAGGGUUUCUACGCUCGAUAUCUUUUGGUGACCCAGGAAAUAGAUCUUGGUAAGGAUAAGAGGGGGAAUCGCUUCCAAAAUCCUAGGUAGAUGAGCCUAUUAUUUUGCAGACUAAUAAAUGCUUAUAACGUAAACAAGACUCUAAGAGCACUUGGAAUUAUUUUUCCAUGUCUAAAGUUUACAUAAAUUAUGGAUGACUAUAACUACUGGCACGCGUUUCGAAACAUUGAAAGUAUCUCAGAGUUUUCUACAGCACAGUAAGCUCAGCGCUGUCACAUGGCAAGGUGAUUGAUACUGGCGAAUAAUUGGUCGCCCCCACCUCAGUUUGAAAUCAUACUGUACAUAUUAUAGAAUCUCACUUCUUUUCCUUUUCCAAACGGUAACCAACUACAUGACACCUAUGUAUCCAUCAGUUGUUUUGAUGGCAAACAUGCAUAGCCUUGUGAUACAUUGGUCAGUGGGCUGGGCAUGAGUUGAUGAUUAUUCAUUCACUCUUCAGAUAUAGCGACAAAAGAGGAGAGCACGAUUUCAGCAUCAGCUGUAUUAGAGUGGAAAAAGACGCAAAAUUUGGGUGAAUUUAAGGGUUACGUUGUGUUGUACAAGUUGUCUCAGUUAUCAACGUAUUGGAAUGUCAUACGGACGAAUGGUACUCAAGUAUCGCUCCAAAACAUUCAGCCAAGAAGAGAAUACACUGUCAGAGUGCUACUCUUGUCAAACGUCACAUACAUCAGUCAAACGUUCACCCUAGAAACUGGCGUAGGUAAGUUUCCACUAAAUGUGAACAGUUCAGAAGAUAUUAAUCUAGAUCAGAUUCUAAUCGACCCGACUGCUAUCCGCGAAACAGUAGUUCGUACGUCAAACUUACAUACUAUUUUUUAACGAAUUAUGAGGAAAUAUAAUUUUUUUAAAGAGCUCAAUCCGCAAAUAUAUCCUCCCUUCCUCUAUUCAAUGAUGCACAAUCACUAACACUGAAAAUAUUGUACAUGGGGAGAGGGGGUAAGAAUAAGGAUACAUUGAUUUACUGUCCAGACAUAUUACAAUGUUAGGGAUAAAAUUUCAACGAUUUGGUCCCGGAUUGCCGCUGGCCCGAUAGUAUUUGCAAACUAAAAUAGUAACAUUCAUGAUCGUGUUUGUUGUAACACAGAAAAAUUGUAUAAGUCCUCAUUUCUUUCUGUUGCGAUAAAAAUUACUGAAAAGAAAAAACACUCACUGGUAAAGAUUAGUAGAAAAACGAAGAAAUUAGGGUUAGCGAGGUUAUGGUUUGAUUCGAAGUCAGAACACAUUCUAACAGAAAUUUCAGAAUUUCUAUUCGUUCACGUUUUAUUAAGAGUUUAAUCUUCAUCCCGGAUAGUCUCAAAUUAUAUGCGUUAUUGAUCAGGCCUGAAGUCACGAUGGUUAGAUCACGAUGGUUAUUGGCCGAGUUCCCUUGUUUUGCGUUUUGAUGAACCGAGACGAAAUCGAGAUUAUAAAACCUCAAAAAAGGAAAGAGGCUAGUAUUCAGCCAUCUUGAGCGAACAAGCUUGGUUAAUAGAGGAUUUAUUACAAAGUAGAAAGAUUCAAGGUUGCAUUCAUGAUGUCGAGAGCCGCGACAUUGCGCUUGUAGCACAAAAACCAACGAGAGUCGUUCGUGUUUUCUUUGCUUUGACUGUCUUCUGCCCCUUUUUGUGACUUUACGAACGUAUGAAAGUCUGUUCCAAACAGUUUGUUUUUCUCGUGCGGGAUCAAAGCGAGCAAUUCCGAGCGAGCAAGAUGAGCCCAUCUCGCUCGCUCGGGUAGCCAAUCAGAACACAUGAUUUGCUUCAUGUCGCCCACGAGCAUGCACGGCCGGUGUUAGAAAAAUUAUGUAUAUAGGUGAAACUGCGAUGAAAAUUUGAGAUAUUUAUGUAUAAACUCAAUUGCUCGGAGCAAGGAAGCAAUGUGUUACACUACCAGGCAAAACGACGAAAAUGAAAUAUUAUUUAAAAUUGCAUUCAUACUCAUAUACCUCAUUUCUAUUUCUUGAUUCAGUGCAAACGACGGAGGAGCCAGCAAACGCACCGAGUCCGACAGCGGAAGGUAAAAAUGCAAUUAGAAUUGGUUCCGUUCCCAGGCAAGAAAUUAUUUUUCAUUGCGAUAACGUUGAUUAAUGUUUCUUUUUCCAUUGAAGUAAAAACCGUAACAAAAGGCUGAGAUACCCGUUAUCUAUGUCUGUAAAAACAUAAAUGACAACAUUAACCUGAGUUGCUAUUAACUUUUAGGCGAUAGGCUGAUCUAUAUUCAAACAAUUAGAUUAUUCGCUUUCGAUUUCUAUGCGCGAGAUUUUUAUCGGGUUUCGUCCUCAUCAACUACCUCGCAAUAGAAGUUUCGAGAUCCUAAACUAAUUGUUGAAUAGAUAGCAAGUAAUGUAGCCAAUCACAUUUUAGAGUAUAUUUUGUGAAAGAACACUGUUGAAUCUUUCAAUACUAAAUAGUUUUCGACAAUUUUGAUUUAAAAAUGGUGUUCUUCGAAACGUUGUAUUUGAAUUGCCUCAUUAUUUCACUUAUAAUAGCACCGAUGCAGCUCAUGUACCCCUACGGUCCUUCCGCUGGUGAUUCGGAAAUUCCAAACACGUAUGAGUACUCAUGGCAAUGUUUCAAGAUCGAUAUCCCGGACGAUGGAAUGCAAUUCUUUGGCAAGCGUCAUUACAAAGUCUACGUGCGUAUAUAUGCUCUUCUUGCAUUCAGUAAAAUAGUCUGACAAUCGCCGGACAACCGUAACAUGCCUUUGGAUUGUGAUGUCGCUUGCCUUGUUGCCAUUUUCUUGAAGAUGCGAUGGUAACCUGCUAACCUUUUCUAGGAUUUUAACAGAAAUUGCUUUUUUCUUGAUUCUUCGAUUACUUUGUAACCAAGCGUUCGAGGCACAAUAGCCAAUUAAAACUAAUAAUAGUAUACCUAAUUUAUCAGGUCUUUCCCACGCUUUCUUCGACAGUCAUAUUCUUUUCUAAGCUUAAUAGGGUGUGUCGUAGUAACAUAACACAAUUAAUUUGUAAAUUCUCUCCCAAAGCAAUUCUUAUUAGAAUCAAUGCUCAUAAGAAAAUGGCCGGGUUUAGCCAACAAAUUCAAAACUAGCCAAGACAAGAUCAUUAAGUAUCAACUAACUCAACCCUAUUCUCUCUUUAAGAUCUGUCGCAACGGAUUGCUGCAGUUUGAUUCACAAUGGCUUCCCUGGUGGCCUUACAAUUUCGGGGAACGUUGGUGGCUGAAGAAAAAGGCAAUGUUAGCGCCUUAUUGGGGUUUGACGGAUACGGACGAUUCUUUUGUGAUUCAGGGCUUUUCUAAAGUUAACUAUCACGUGUAUUCAGAUUCCGACCCAAGUUCUGCUCCUAUGUUGAAGAGGGCCUCUUCGGACACAAAGAGGCUGUUGUCAACUCCUUUGCCGACCGCCUUUAAGGCAUCAUGGGUGCUGGUGGUAACGUGGAGAAAUUUACGUCCGUAUCAGUACCCUGCAAAUAUGGCAAACCAGGUAAAAGUCUGGCUAAUUUUUCGAACGCACAAGUUGUUUAUCGGGUCUUAACGUAGCUACGCUAAGACUGUACUGAGGCAAGAGUGGUGCCUUCUCUUUUAAUAGAAGAAUACCUGUUUCGAAAUUUGUGCUCAAAGGUUUUCACGAGAAUCGGAAAUAUCUAAAGUAACAAGGAAGUUUCACAGAAAUACAACUUUGUGUGAUCUCCUGAUGAGAAGAGAUCUCUCUGGAAAGAUCUAGAUCUUUGCUCAGAGGCCUUGUCACUAUGUUCGGGGCUGUUAAUCUCAUGCCGGAUGAAGGAAGAAAUGAUACAUACACAAAUAAGUUCGUUUAAGAAAUGCAUUUUUCUAAUACUUUAAAACCCUAAAGAUAUUAUAUUUAACACGGCAACAUGAAAUUUACUCACUUAAUAUAAUAAACAGCAUUGUGAAGUUAUCUGGUGCGUUUGUCAUCUAAUACAUCAUAGGUAAGAACCGAUCAAAAUUCGUGUAUGAUUUAGCAUAUUUUAAUAAAUUCUUGUUUAUCACUUAUCACAUUUAAUCCAUAGGGAAAUACGUUUCAGUUAGUUUUGAUCACAGAUGGAGUGUACUCCUUCACGAUGUACAAUUAUCCAAGCAAUGGCCUGCAGUGGUCCGCUCCAACCCAGAGGUUUGCUCAGUGUAGAGGUCUACCAAGUUCAGAGUUUCUUGAAUAAUGCUUUCUAUGGAAGAAUAAACUUGUCUAUUUGCCUAUAAGCUGUGUUAUUUGCACACCAUCACGUUGGUACCCUAAGUCCUUCUGAGCUCGAAACCAACUGUCUUUGACACAAUUCGUCUGUGAAAAAAUCACUUUCAAAUGAUUAAUUAAAGUAUAAUGGUCCAAAAACUGGCAUCAUCCAUUCCAUUCAUACUGCUUGAAUAGUGUUAAAGAAAUACAGUUACUUUUACAAAUCCCCAUCAGAAAACUGCAUGAAAAAAUGAUCUCGCGACGAACAUGUGGAACGAGAAUAAGCUACUUGUAGUAGACAAAGCACAAAAUAAAUGUUAUACCAAGGACUCUUUCUUGGAACAUGAUCUGAGGGAAAGAAAUCUAUUUCUAUUACUGAAACUAGGAUCCCCCCCUAACCUUGAGACCUCACGUUAAGUUUAGGAGUUUGGAGAAAGACAUUUAUUCUAGUGUUAGACGGGAGAAUUCAAUGGACUAUUUCUUGAUGCAGCAACUGACUCACAAUCUCAAGUUAGAAUCCUGUGUAUUGGCCAUCUCUCAACACAAGAGUUGGUGCAUGAAUUAUACAAGCGAAUGCCAGUGGGUUAUAAAUUUAAUAUGUCACUCAGUUAGCUACCUUAUCGCAGUUCAAUGGCUCUACGGCUGCCUUUACCUAGUUGUGCAAUUUUGAAAGAGUUGUUUUCAGAUUUUUUUUCCGUCUCCAGAUGAACGUAAUAAUUGUAUUUCUGUUGCAGAAUGUACUAUCGAUAUUAUUACAACUCACGUGGGUUGCCUGUGGUUGGUUGGAAUGCUGGAGACAAGGGAGAAAGCAAAUAUAACAUGCCACGGUAGGUUGUGUUGUUCAGGACAUAGCUUUAUCUUUUAAUUGGGUGGUAGAAAAUCUGAUCGAUGGGGAAGUUUCCCGUUUGUCUCUUUCCUAGAUCGGGUACUGUCAACAUAGAAACAAUCGACGGAAUAAGAGGUAACGCUGACAUGGUUGGGAAGUGGUUUUUCAGACUGGAAGAAUCCCUCGGGAAACUUAACGCAAGACAGGAGUGCAUUGACUGGUUCAAAGCACAACCAGAUCCUCGAUUCUACACUGAAUACAUCGAACCUUGUCCUUGUGUCCUGCGACAAGCAUGGUGGGACGAAAGGUUCACAGUGAACUGGAGAGACUGGCCAAGAAUGUGUGGCUACGCUCAAUUCCCCUCAUCACAUGGGUGGGGCCAGGAAUGUUGUUACUCCACUAACUGGCAAAGCUGGGGUGCACUGCUUGUGGGAAAUCCUGGUGGAGGUUCGGCACAUAGAUACCACAAGUUGACCGAGGAAUUAAGAGCUAAACACGACUCGAGCGAUGUACAAGGCUAUCAAAAGUGCUGCGUCAACUCAGACUUGUGUGACUUAUAUUACAAGAGACGCCCUUCCGAUAAUUGUGGAAAUUAUGUAGUUCCAGAAUGGAGUAAGGAUUUUUUUUUAAAUAUCAUUAUGCACCCACACACCUUUUGCUCUCAGUAGAAUCUUGCAAUCAAGGCAUUCUGCUUGCCUUCAAGUUGCUUGCAUCAAGAUGUAAUUGAUUCAGGAAUAUAUUUCAUAUAGUUUUUCUUUUUUUAGGUUGGCUCUGGGGUGACCCUCAUUUUGUCACUCUUGAUGGCAAAAACUACACCUUUAAUGGUCUUGGUGAAUACAUAAUGACCGAUGCUCGUGACGGAUUUUUUCAGCUACAAGCUCGGACGAAACUAGCAAAAGGGGAUGGAACAGCAACAGUGUUUUCUGCUGCAGCUGCGAAGGAAGGCAAUUCUAGUGUUGUCCAGGUUGAGUUGAACGACGCAGGUCUGUAAUUUAACAAAAUGUAAUGGUUGGAAUGGAUUACCAAAUCUUCUCCCAUCUGAGGGUUUCCUCAAUUUUAUCGUAACUUUUCAUCGUCCGAUCUUGUUCAUUUUUACGAACUUAAACAACCAAAUUCUUGGAAAUAAGUGAAAAUAGAUUGUUCUUUUGGUACGCGUUCUCGUCAUAUGAUCUUAUCGGCUAAUUCUAUCUACAGAAAUAAGCGUGCUGAUCGAUGGAGAGUCCUUUAACUACACUAGCCUUUCAAACGAAUCUGUUACACUCAAGGGUUCUGUUGCUGUUGCCAAACCUGACAAUAACUCCUUUGUAAUGGUUUUUCCAUCGGGGAUAUCAGUCACAGCAAAAGCUGCUUCGGGAGCACUUUCAAUAGUACUUGCUGCACCAAAGAGCUUCAAAAAUCAAACAAAGGGCCUGUUAGGAAGAUGGAAUGAUGAUCCUGAAGACGACUUUUUGACGCCCAAUGGAACCAUCUUGCCUCCGGACGCGAACAGCAAGGACAUUCAUUACAAUUUUGGUCUUCUUUGUGAGUAAAGUUUUCUUUCCUAUAAGUUCUAAUUGAUUUCAUAAUGCAAUUAUGUUAAGUUGUCUAAGGGGCAGAGAUGAUACAUUAGUGAGAGCACUAACCUCCCACCCUAGUGACCUUGGUUCGACGCCCGAGCGUCACAUAUUGGUUGAGUUUGCUUUCGGUUUUCGUCCUUGCGCCAACAGUUUAUCUUCAAGUCUUCCAACUUUCCUCCUUCCGCAAAACCAAAAUUCUAACAUUAGUGGAUAAGAUGAGCCACCUCGUGGAAUUUUCAUCACUAAAUUUCCCCUCAUCUAUUAUUUUUAUAAGUUUUAGCUGUAAAAUGAUUAUUGUAUUUGACGUUAGCAUUGUUUUUUUGAUUAAAAAACUUAUGCCUUAACUACUCGCUUACACCUUUUUAAGUAAGUUCUAUUUACCUAUGUGAUUCAAAUUUUUUGAAAGUAUGCGCUUUGCUGCUCAGGGUCAGUGCCCUUUUAGCGAAGCAAAGGCCCUGUCAGCGAAGCAAAGGCAAGUUCAAUAUUUUGAAAAAUAAAUUUUUAGCGCUUCUCAUCGAAGCUAACGUACUUCCAAUCGACUGCCUAGGAUUACAGAUUUAAACUGCCAUAGUUAUGCAGCUAUAAGACACCCCCGGCUAAAAGACUCACCUCAACUUGAAAAAGGGCAGUCUUUGAUUACUCACGGAACUAGACUUAAUAAUGUUCGUUAUGCCCUAGCCCUCGAGGAGUUUAAGGUUUAGGUAAUCCGCCUAAUCCUUUUUGUAAUCCUUAGAUUGACAAGGAAUCAUUUGGCCACACUGUAGCUUUUCCCCAUUUUUCUCAUUAAUAGGGCAGGUAGACAACAGGUCCACACUCUUCACAUACGAACCAGGAGAAAGUUUGAAAACUUUCGAAAAUGCAUCUUUUGUUCCUAUGUUUCUGGAAGACCUCUCCUUCCCAAAUGAAACGUUACGCAAACAAGCGGAAGAAGCUUGCCAAGGGGAUCUCAACUGCUUAUUUGAUUCCGCCUCUACUAAGGAUGUUUUAAUGGGCGCAAACACAAAAGCACUGUCGUCCACACUGGAGGAAGAGUCGACUUCUCUUAGUAAGUUACCUCAUUUACAAUACACGAAAGGUCGUUGGAAGUCGAGUUUCUUUUCCCUCGAUUCAAGAUUUUUAGUGCAGUACCUUGUUUGAAGAUCAACACUAGGCUUUUUGACGAUUUGGUAGCUGCUAAAACGCACUAAAAGCACCGGUAUUCAACUUUCAGUUAUUACCAUUCGUGUCUAAAAAGCAUCAGCGUCUUCAAGUUUCAUUUAUAUUCUGCUCACAAUAGUAGUGUUUAUGAAACGGACGUUGGACCAUUCGAAAAAAUUUAUGACUAGGGACCUAAGCUGCACGUGCUUGGAUUGGUAUAUCUAUGGGCGCGUAAGCUAUAACAUAUAUUUCAUUAAUGCCUUUUGGAAGAUGGCCUUCAUUAAAUUCUGCUUAUCUGGUUUUUGACAACCACUUUAAAUCUUAAAGGGAUAAAAAAACAGUGCACGUCUACUUCAGACAUCAUAAAACGUUAACAUCCACACCUACGUGUGAGAUGGCCCAUUGCGCUAAGUCCAUUUAUAUCAAUAAACGUCAAAAAACUGUCUUUGUUGUUUCUUACGCUAAAAAAGACUUCCGCUGACACCCGACGAACAAACAAGAAAUUUUUCGAUCCUGGACUGAGCGUUGAGUGUAAUAAAGCUUUUUAAAACUAAUGAAAAUAAAAUGAGAUUUUCAAUAUGACAGUUUCGUACAUGUAAGAGUACCGAUACCAUCUAUUAUUUUUGUCAGAAAACUAUCCACCCCGGUUUGUCACACAGCUCUCCCAAGUUAAUGUCACUGUGAAUCAGAGUAUUAGUGUGACUGUGGUUGCAGAAGACCCAAACAACGACACCUUGAUAUUCUCUGUCUUCGGCGUUCUACCUCGUACAGCUGUUCUACGGAAUAAUUCCAACUCUGUGACAGUCACGUGGAACGGAACUAACGAACAGGUAUUCUUUCAGUGAAUUCUGUAUUGCAUUAUUUGAAAUGCAUUUAGAUGCACAGUUAUUUUUCUGGGCAUUUGAUAAAUCGUAUCAUCUUAUAGUUAUUCAUACUUGCAAUUAAUCACUGUCAUGAUUACAGGCCGAGUUGGCCUCCACUCGGUAUUAUUACCAAUGUUUGUUGUUUGUUAGUUUUCAUUUACUUAAUUUCAUUUUUUCAAUAUUAACAUUAUUUUCGAUGCAGCAUUACUUACAGUACUUAAAUACUAAGUUACUCAGAGCACUAACAUUACUUGAAACACUAAAAUAACAUAUUAACAUUACUAAUAGUGUACAUGAAAAAAUUAUGCGCUUCUGAUGGGCUGAAAACGAAGGCAUUCUCACUUAACACGAGUGUAAUUGUAACACGAGUGCAAAGUUGUAACACGAAUGCAAAUGACAUAUAGUACGCGCACGCUUUCAAAUUUCUUCCGUCUUGACUUUCUGCGAUGCUUUUUAGUGUACAUUAUUAACAAGUACUAACAUGAACCUCUUGCAAUUUGGUGAAAUAAGCACUUGUAGGUUUUCAAAUUUCAAUUGCCCUACGGGCUCGUACAAUUUUGUUGUCUUAAUUACACCAAAUUACAAGAUAGAUUACGUUAUUACCUAUACAACACUUAGGUAUUCAACUACAUGUAAUACCUUCGUCAGCCACUGUGUGGCUGCUUCUCUGUCUUUCCUAUGUGAAGAGAAGGACGUAUUACCCACUAAGGCUUUCCUGUUUGCAGAUUGAAUUAGAAUUCGUGGUAACAGACGAUCAGGGCGCAACAGCAUUCUUGAAGCCAAUUAUUAAUCUCUGUGCUUGUCAUAACAAUGGCGUUUGCCUUCAUUCAGCCAGCAACAAUAACUCAACGCAUGAUAGCAACAAGAUGAAUUUACUUGAGUGUAGUUGUUUAAAUGGAUAUACAGGAACGUUCUGCGAGAGUGACCUCGACGCAUGUGAAGCAAAUCUCAACCCAUGCUACCCCGGAGUAAAGUGCAUCGACCUUCCCCCUCCAGAAAAUAUAUCUGGCUAUAAAUGUGGACCUUGCCCCAGUGGAUUCACUGGAGAUGGAUCCAAAUGUCGAGGUAUCCAUUUCAAACUGGAUUGCUGGCAUAGCUCAAAACAUAUGUAUUUGCGAAGAGGCAAACGUAUUCCUGAUCCAAUUUCACUGUAGUCCUUAAAUCAGUCAAAGAGCCUUAAAAGAACAAGUAAUUUUUUAGGGUUACAACAUAUAUACAACUAUUUUGAUAUUACCUUAAAAUGGGGCUGCGAUUUUGCGGAAGAAAUCAUGAACAUUAUGUCGGGUACUUAGUUGACUUAGACUCUGUGAUUUUCUGGUAUUGCUACAAUUAUGGGUUCAAACAUUAGCGGCACCCACAUGGCAGUUCCAUCGACCUGAUCCCAGUACGACUCUUUUUUUCAAGAAAACUGAGUCCAAUUGAUAAAUAAAUACCUCAGGCUCAUUCAAUAUGGAUGCUCAAGUUGUGUAGCCGCCGAAGCCUCUGAGUAUUCUUUAGAAGAAGACGAAAGUUCUGAAGUUGAAGUAAUUUAUUCUCCUAACAGUACACAAGUUAUGAAAAUACCAUCAUAAUUAUUCCUUUUCUUCAGACUUUGACGAAUGUACACGUGGGUCGAACGGCGGAUGUAGUCAAGUCUGUAUCAACACACCAGGCUCGUUCACAUGCGACUGUAGAAAAGGAUACUUGCUCAACAUUGACCAGCAAAAUUGUGAUGGUAAAGUAUCAAAUUCCCAUGUUUUCUCUUUCAUUGCAUCUCUGAGUAAGCUCUAAUGCGUGCUUUACAAUAGAACAGAGCACAGUCAAGCCUUCUCUAUUUGUUAAUUCAAUUUUUCUUUAAUAAGACGUCAAUGAAUGCGUUCCUGUCAGCGACUGUAUGCACAAGUGUGAAAAUACAAAUGGCGGAUACCGAUGUAGCUGUGAUGAUUUCUUCAAAGUGGACCCUUCAAAUCCCAAAAACUGUAUACGUAAGUGAUUUUUAAAUUGCUUUACUCGCACUUGGUGUUAAAUUAUUACAUGGAGUGGACAGUAUAUGAUUAUAAUUUUCUGACCGUAGUCUACAUUUCCUUGAAAAAAUCCAUACCUAGAAACUUAGGUUACUGUGAUGUACACAGCGAUUCUUUUAAGAUGUAAAAUCCAUUUUAUCUAUCACCUGAUAAAUACUGUUAGGAAGAGUAAGUAUUUUACUUUAAGUUUCUGUUUGGUAAAGUUUUGAUCAGUUUCUCCGAUAGUUUUAUAAUUAUUAAGAACAAGUCUCUGUAAGAAUCAAACAUCUUGGGAAAUGAAAAUUUUCAACCUCCCUUCAAAUUUUUCAUGCAGUUAGACGCUCAGGGGAAUGCACAAAAAUGCUCUUUUUGAAGGUUGCAGGUUGGUUGUUGUAAAUUGAUCAACCUUCAUGGAGGACAACUCGACGUAACUACAAAUAUAUACCUCAAAUCGUGUGCAUAUCAUCCAGAUUCCGAGUGCUGCACCUUCUUUCAUGGGAAUUUGAGCAACCCGAAGUCCUCUGAAGAUAUACUGUUAUACUUGUAUGUCAUUUGAAACAUGUUGAAGUCGACUGAUCUACAUGAAAUUAUCCUCACACCGGUCAUUUGUCAUAAACAUGUACGUUAUCACGAUGGUGUGACGUUGUAUUUCUCCGAGAAGUUUCCAUCGGGUCGCUCCAAAGAAGACAACAAAAUGGGUAUUUUUUAUAUAUGUCAGCAGAUUUCUGCUUUCUGAAGUAAAAAAAAAAAAAAAAAAAAAAAAAAAAAAAAGAGGAAAACUUCGAUUGAACGCUCGUAAACACGGAGAAUCUGAGUGUAUAAAUCGUAACUUGUCAGCGGCAGCACUACGUUUAAAACUCAAUUGCAACAACAGCAAUUUGAACGACAAAGGCAUCUCCUUACAAAGAGCAGAUUCUGGCAGUUAUCAUUUCCUUGUGAUAGGAACUAAGAUAUCCCGAAUCAUGUGAAAAUUUGCAUAAGAUAUGAUGAGGAGAGACUUAUCACCGCCGCAGUGCAAUCGAGUCAGUCAAUGUUUCCUUCCAUGUCUUGAUAAAGAAAAAAUCAUAACAAAGUUCGAAAUAAAAGAUUUAAUGAAAUCAUAAUGUCAUAAUUCUACCGUUCAAACAACUUAUUAGUAACAUGUAAAACGCAACUUGUCACUUGAACGAAAAUCCCCGUGGUUAAUAUGUAAUCUGGAUUGCUUCAUGUCCUUCAGGAAAAAGAACAGCGAUUUCAUUACCAUUAUUUCCCAUACUUAUCUCCCGGAUAUCUUUUACAAGCUUAAAGAAAGAUGAAUAUAACGCAAUCUCCCAGUGAUUUACACGAGAGCAAGUCAAAGGUCUCUUUAAUUUUCCCCUGAGGUGGCCGGCUCACCAGAGAGAAAAAGGAGAUCGUUCGGUCCAACAACGUUAGUCUGUAGAGAUUAUCAAGCUAAUAACUGAGAUGAUUGUGCCCUUUGGUUCAUCAGUGACGGCAUUAAUUAUUUCAAAUCUGUAUUUCUCGGUCCAAGCGACACCAAUAAUAGUUCCUUUUUAAUUUUGUUAGCACUUUCUUAAGCAUUUUAUUGUCAAGGGAAAUAAAUUUCUUGCCUCAAAGCCAAUAUAACGUUCGAGCACGUGAAAGACUCCUUGAAAACAACUAAAUUUUCGGAAAUUGAUUGUGAGGAAAUCCCUGUUCCGUACUGCAGGGAUACUGAGUAGUUCAAAAUCUCCACUUUGUGAUGACUUUCGCGCGAGUCGUAUAAAUUGCUAUUUUGGCGACUGGGUUUUACUUGUAGUAAUGCCGCAGACUAGUUGAGAAUUAUGAUCUCAGAUUCUCAGUGCUUACGAGCGUUCAAUCGAGGAUUUCUUCUUUUUUUUUUUUUUUUGGUUGUUUUCAUUUAGAAUGCGCGGAAAUCUGCUGAUAUAUCGAAAAAUGUCCAUUUCUCGUCUUCUUUUGGGCGACCGAUGGAAACUUCAUCCAGAAAUACAGCGUCACACCAUCGUGACAAAUGACCAGCAUGAGGAUAGUUUCGUGUAGAUCAGCCGACUUCAACAUGUUUAAAAUGACAUACAAGUAUAACAGUGUACCUUCAGAGGACUUCGAAUCGCUCAAAUUCCCAUGAAAGAAGGUGCAGCACUCGGAAUCUGGAUAAUAUGCACACGAUUUGAAGUAUACGUUUGUAUUUACGUCGAGUAGUCCCCCAUGCCUUCCAUUUUUCCAUGUUCCAUUUUUCUCAAACAUUUGUUGUUGAAAACAUUAAAUGUAAACAUCGCCAAAUCGAUCAAUUUUUUUUUAAAGAUGACAGCUAGAGGCGAGAUUUAUCUUCGGAUUAUUGCUCAUAAGAUAACAUUCUUUCAAAGCCUCGCACGUUUCAUUUGUCUAAAAAGUUUGUUGUUGAGAACAUUAGGUGUAAACAUCGCCAAAUUAUGCAAUAUCUGAUUUUGAGCUUUUUUCGCGAAUUGCCCUUAUAAAAAGUAGAGGUGAGCCCACAGAGAUUUUUACAUAUUUAAAAACUAGAAUAUUAUAACCAGCUAGGUGGUUAGUUUCAGUUCCAGGAUCGGUGUGCUUUUGGAGAAAUUCAGAGAAACGAUUUCUCUGUUUUACCCGACAACAAAAAUGACCGAAACUGUACCAAGAUAAAUAAUCUAUUGAUGUGUUCACAUUCACUCCCAGGGAAAAUUGAAUACAUCAAUGUAAAGACGAAUGAUGUUACUACGUAUGGUAGAAGUGCUGAUUUGUAAUGUUGUAUUUAGCUUGAGAUAGAGAAAUAAACAUUUCACUCUUUUUUUGUGACGUUUUUGUAUGAAAAUGAGGCCCCAGGCCUCGAACAAGCAGCCGUUGUUACCAUGGCAACAAGAGUGCUGAGACCUUUAGAAAGGGCAUUUUUGUGCAUCCCCCCUGGGUGCCUAACUGCAUGCAGAAUUUGAAGGGGGAUUGAAAAUUUUCAUUUCCCAAGAUGUUUGACUCCUUCAGAGACUUGUUCCUAAGAUGCGUGACCAUUUUAAGCAAUGUCAGAAAUCGCUGUAAGUAUUUUUCUCAUAAUGUGUUGCCGGGUACAAGUCGUUUGAUCCUGUAAACGCUUUUUUUGGUAAGCAACAUGAAAUAUAUGAAAAAAGAUAAUAUUUAUUAUAAGCCUUUUCAUUUCAGCCGAUUCUCCAUGUCAGAAAGAUAAACAUAACUGUCAGCACAUCUGUUAUCUUGGUUCAAACAAAAUUCAACAGUGUGCUUGUAGACGAGGCUAUCUUCUUGGAGGCGAUGGCGAUAGUUGUAAAGGUAGGUGUAAUUGUAUUAAUUUAAGAAACUAUACAGGGCCCGUUAGUAAACGUUUAGAGAGAGAACGAAUUCAAUUAGAGUUCAUUACACUUGGUUUUAGGUAAGAGAGAGGGAAUUCGUACGUAUCAUGUACUGUCAGCCGUGUUCGAGAUGGCACCAAAUGGUAUUUCCCGUUUAAAAACGUUACCCUUUAAAUUGAGAUUUACAAUUAUGUUGCAAGCUAUGCAUUUUUGAAAUAAAUAGCCAAAACCUGGUAAAUGAAGUAUAAAUAAACCAAAUAGAUAUCCGCCAGGAUUGGCACCUAGUAUAAGACGUAAGGCACUUUCAAAUAGUACUACUUGUUUUCUUCAGGGCUAAUACCAUAACGAGGGAUCCAACGGCUCUAAAAAAUAACAUUUAUGGCUAGCUUGAUAUAACCAGCAUAUAUGACAGAAAUGAUCACGGAACCCUAAGGGAGGAUUUUACGUUUUUAAUUUUCACUGUUUAUGUACCUAAAGAAGACCGAAGGCUGUGUUUGAUGUUUCUAGGAGAAAGAGAAGUAUUUCUGACAUCAAAUGAUCUACAUAGAAUGAAUUUAAAACUUUAAUCAGUGGAGACAGCGGCGAAAGAACUUGAAAAGUAGUGAUUACCAGCGCCUUUUCUAUGUUCUGAAAAACACUCUCACAGUCACACUCCUUUUUUUUGAACGGCAUUGUAUGUCAUUAACGCCGUGUUAUACUGGAGGAUUUCAAGUAAUUCUACUACUUAUAGUUCCGCCAUUUUUCCAUCAGAUAUUGAUGAAUGUGCGACAAAUGAGAAUAGAUGUAGCCAUAAAUGCAACAACACGGAAGGAAGCUACACAUGUUCCUGUGUGGACGGCUUUAGACUGGACGCUGAUAAUAUCACUUGCCUAGGUAAUGUAUUUUAUUUAUCAUUUUAUUUAACUAUUUGUGUAAAGGCAGAAUUGAGGCAUUACCACGGAGAAAAAAAAAGUGUUACCUCUCUCUUUCAAUCGUAACAUUAUAUCAGACUAAAAUGUUUUAAGCAACUUUUCUGCCGGUUUAAUUUAUCAUUCCAUGGAAGGAGAUUCUUUGAAAUAAGUCACCUUUCUCUAAAAUCAUGAAAUUUUGUAGGAAUGUACAAAAUUUUCUGGGUUCACACAUUCCUAAAUAUCACUUGUACGCUACUCACUUUCUCCUUGUGUAAAGCUGAAUAAGAGUAGCUCAACUGGAUCUUAAUCCGGUACGUAAUGCCGGACAGAUUAACCGAGAUACUGUGCCUAUAUAAAUUUACGUACUUUUCCAAUUGAGGCAAAGCAAUUGGCAUGAUGGCGUGUUCAUCGCAAUUGUCGAUUAUCGAUGUACCAAUAAGUGAGCGACGGAUAACUAGUAGGAGACUACUUCUCCCACUCAUAGCCCAAAUGAUAGAAACGGGAAAUCAAGGAAAUGUAAUCACUACGAGCUUACUGAGAACAACAACAACUUAAAUGGCAAUGAUGAUUGGAAAAGUAAAAAAAAUACUGAAUGCCCUGAACAGCUUACUCCAGCCAACAAAUCAAACAUUUCUAAAAAAUGAAAAAAAUAAUAAAAAAAUGCUAAUCGUGCGUAGAGAUGACUUUAAAUAUGUAUAGGGCUCAUAAAAUAAAGAGGAUGGUAAGUUUUGAGCUCGGAAAAGAAAUAGAAAAAGAUGUUUUUCGUCUUGUCACCAGCUUCUGAGUUCCCAUGAGGAAUCGAACCUCAGAAUUUCGGAUUCGCCUCGGAGCGCGGAAUCCGAAGGUCUCCAUUCCUCAUGUAGCUAAGAAUUUUUUCUUUUUCCCACGCUCGUGACUAGGCGAAAAACAUUUUUCUUUAUAUAAGGUUACUUGGUUCUAGUUUACCGACUUUAGUUUGUCAUUUUAGAUAUAGAUGAGUGCUUGGAGUGGACCUUUCAAUGUCAGGACUCGUCACAGCGUUGCAAAAAUACUCAAGGUUCUUACAAAUGCGUCUGUGAAGAAGGACUUUAUUGGAUUAACAAUACUUGCAAAGGUGAAACCGCAUGUAUACAACCUAAUAAAACAGGAUAAUAUUAAUAUGCAAUGAGCUUAUACUUAAAAACCCUUGUUUAAUGAACACCAAAACUUUGCAAAAAUGGUUUUUUCUUACUAAUUUCUAAUUUCCCAAAGGAAAAUACUUCAAAUAAAUAAGGUUGUAACAGGAACGGACAUUGUAAUGCUGAAGUGUGUCAUAUCCCAUUAACACCAAAAAAACAUUUUUAGUUACAUCGGGUUUUAAAUCUAGAAAAAGAGAAGUUAAAUACUGAAUUCUUACAUAGGUUUUAAGCACUAACUUGCUCUUUCAAUGAGCUUAAUUCGAAGUCGAAGAUUGGUUUUUUAGCAGCUUCUAUGAAUAAGACAAUUUUAAAGCGUACGGCUUCAAAACAUGUUUAAGCUUUAGCGUACAUGCAUAUAAGUUGCCGAAAUUCUUUGGACAUCGCAAGAGAAGUUGAACCAAUGUGCUAAGAGCUUAUUUGGUAGCACUCACACUUAGAAACUUAUCAUUCGUUAAAAGGAUUUAAAAUUUAUCACCGUAUAUUUCUGGUAAUGAGCCUGAGGAUAUAUACUAAACGCAAAUCAUUUUAAAGGUCACCUCAAAACUUCGAAUGUCGACUCAAAUUCUCUUGCAAUGAUGUUACAGACUUUAUCCAUAACGUUUUCUUUGUUCGCUCUACUCAAGGUCUGGACAAGGAUGAAAAAGCACCUCCUCCACCGCCGGCACCGAAUCCAAGAAUUCCGUCCCUGAUUGAAAAACGUCAAGCGAUUAUUAUGACAAUUAAAGGACUCAACUUAUCUCAGGUAUUGCCUUUGACUUGAAUGUGAUACGAGUAGUUUAUGUUCAAAGUCAUAGUCAGGAAGGGGAUGUUAAUGGCCACGUGGAAACAUGAAUGUCCAUUCUAAUGAGUGAGCAAACCCUAAAAGUGAAAAAAUUGUUCAGAAAGAAGAAAAAAAUCGUGUCUUCUCGCGACCAUCAAAUAUUCUCUUCAUUACAUACACAGCGAGGACACUUCCAUUUGCUCUCGUACACGUUUAUUUUCGCGGUUAUGUGGUUCAUUUGUGAGAAGGGAAAAGGAUUGAAAAAUCAAUGAAGGCUAGAUUUUAAACUGCUAACGUUCCCAAGAAAAAGAAGAAAAAUCGUCGUGUUUGUGUGGGUGCACGAGAGUAGAAUUAAUUUAAAAGUUUCAAUAUGUUGAAUAGCCUUCAGGAAACUGGAUGAAUACUGAGAAUAUUUUACAAGCUAAGAAACCUCCAGUUUUUUGAAAACUGCAGAAAAAAAAUUUGUCUUUCUCCAAAGGACACGUCUUAUCGAAUUUACUUUAAUGAUUAUAACAUGCAGAAUAUCAUUUUUUUCAUAUAUUUAUCAACCUUGUUCUUUUACAAUUAUUUAGUGGAACCUGCCCGUAGAACAAGUCUUCAAAGGAGCAGUUGCAGAUUCUGUGACCACUUUCUGUGGGGAAAGCAGAGACUGUGUGAAAACAGCGCUUCGAAAAAGGUUACUAUUUCAUUGCUAACCCUGAUCAUAACAAAAUUUUUCCACUAAUUUCGUUUUGUACGUAAAUGAGAUUUUUAUGCUCCAAAAAUCAGUUACAUUUUGUUAUCUCAAGAAUUCGUUUCUGGCUGAAAUUGAUUAGGGCUAUUUUAUUGAUUUGGGAUAGCAACAGGGCUGGAUUGUUCAAAGCUGAGUGAAGAUAACUCAGGGGGAGUGUGAAAUCUGACGCCAGAUCCGAAAGCUUUAUAGGAAAAUUCAUCAUAAUUCUUUUUGAAUAUAAUUUGUUGCUUUAAUGCUCUAAAAAGAAUAGAGAAAAUUAUCUGAAAAAGCUUUUCAAGGGAGUCAAGAAAAACAAAUAAAAUCUUAACCUAGGUUGGUACUGAUCGUUCUUCGAACAACUGAGCCUAGAACUGGACGUAAAUUGCACAUUUAACAACAGAGUUCAGUUUUUUGUCAACAAAAUAAGAAGAAUUAUUUUAAUUAAUUCCCUUCAUGACCAUUCUUCUGUUUAGUUCAAUUGGUUUUCUAUCUCUCUCAAGCUAAAGAAAGAAUCGUAUGGUUUUGAUUUCAGGAGGGCACUAGACUACAUACUUUUCACGUCAGAUCAAGUUCACCUUCUUCCAGGUUAUCCAGAGCGAACCCUGUAUUUUAUGCAGAUUCGAGUUGCUAUCUACGUCCAGUUUCCACCUGGAGUGGCUGCUAAUUCUCCUUCUGUCCUGGAUAAAAACAUUUUGUUGAAAGUCUUUACUUCAUUCCGUGAAAAGUUGGAAAAGGCCCUGAAUGUGACUGUUGUUAACCUAAUGAUUGCGUUCCUCGACCCUUCCACUGAGAGCAGUUUCACAGAGACUCCAAAAGUUCAUCAUGAAGAAAUACCGAAAAGCUAUUUCAUUAUUGGUGGGGCAGCAGCUGGGGUUAUAUUGGUCGUCAUACUUUGUAUUUUGGGAUGUCGCAGGUGA